UGUGUUGUCUAUCUACAGGUCUAUCCCACACCCCCCGCUCUGAGAAGUUUGAGAUCUCUUACAACGUCAACGAUGUGGAGACGUAUCUGAAAUACACCAAGAGCAUCAAGGACUUCCUGGAGAUGUACGAUGAGGAGAAGCAGACCGACCAGAACAAGUACGAAGACUGUGGAGAAUUACCUGAAUCGUACAGGGACCGUGGUGAGCUGGAGAGUGACGCUGGAGUGAGGAAGGCCUGCAGGUUCAAGCGGACCUUGCUGGGACCCUGUGCUGGUCUGGAUGGUCAAGAUGAAAACUUUGGCUUCAAGGAUGGGAAACCCUGUCUGAUCGCCAAGCUCAACAGGAUCAUCAACUUCCGACCAAGGCCUCCAACCAACAAUGCCUCCGUCCCUGAAGCCGGCCAGAGCAGAGUCCAGACCAAUGUUAUCCCCAUCCACUGUCAGAACAAGAGAGAGGAGGAUGCUAGCAAGAUUGGUGAGAUCAAGUACUAUGGCAUGGGCAUGGGGUUCCCCCUCCAGUACUACCCCUACUAUGGCAAGCUGCUGCACCCCAAUUACCUACAACCUCUGGUGGCCAUCCAGUUUACCAACCUCACCUUCAACGAGGAGCUGCGUCUUGAGUGCAAAGUGUAUGGAGCGAACAUUGACUACAGCGAGAAAGAUCGCUACCAAGGACGAUUUGACGUUAAGUUCACCAUCACCAAUUCAUGACCUCAGAAAAACACACUGUUAUCUUCCCACAUUUCAAAACAAGAUGAUUUAGAAAAAAAAAAAUAGUUAUAUUAAAAACACGACUAGUCUUGGAACAAACUUUAAUAAUAUACUUGACCUAGAGUCAAUCUGUGUACACUACACUGGCUUUUCUGCAUAAUGUCUAGGGUUAGAAUGUACACUACACUGGCUUCCUGCAUAAUGUCUAGGGUUAGAAUGUACUUUACAGGAAGAGUAGCAAUAGCAACAUAUUUAUUCUACUGUAAAUGAGAAGUCCCUGAGCCAUGGGACAUGUUCAUCUCUUACUGUAAAUUGCAAUUCCACUACUGAUAUGUAGCGAGCAGUGUUUCUGUCUGUCCCCCCCAAGUAUUCUGCCUAAUGUGGUUUCUAUAUAUGUUUGGAGUGUCCAGUACAGUAGUGGCAUACAGUGGUCCUUUCCAAGCCAUGUUGUAAUUUCUGUUGUCUUAUGUCAGCCAGCUUUAGUGGUCCAAGGUGUGUUUGUGUUUUAAUGUGAGUGUGUGGAUAUGUGUUAAUGUGCUCUUACUAACUGAAAAUACUGGCAUGGUACGCUCUGAUCUCCAAGUCUGUCAGUAAACGGAUGCACUCCCUGGAAUGCUUUUCCUGUGUCUUCUUCAGUUGAUUGUGGGACAAUAUUUCUACAUUACUCUUUUUCUUUUUGCAUCAACUUUAAUAUGGGACAGAGGGUUUAAUGAAAUGUCUUGUUUGAUAGUCCUCUCUCUAUGUUCGAUGCUUCUCCUCCUCUCUCUAUGUUCAAUGCUUCUCCUCCUCUCUCUAUGUUCAAUGCUUCUCCUCCUCUCUCUAUGUUCAAUGCUUCUCCUCUCUCUAUGUUCAAUGCUUCUCCUCCUCUCUCUAUGUUCAAUGCUUCUCCUCCUCUCUCGAUGUUCAAUGCUUCUCCUCCUCCUCUCUCGAUGUUCAAUGCUUCUCCUCCUCCCCUCUAUGUUCAAUGCUUCUCCUCCUCCUCCUCUCUAUGUUCAAUGCUUCUCCUCCUCUUCCUCUCUAUGUUCAAUGCUUCUCCUCCUCUUCCUCUCUAUGUUCAAUGCUUCUCCUCCUCUUCCUCUCUAUGUUCAAUGCUUCUCCUCCUCUUCCUCUCUAUGUUCAAUGCUUCUCCUCCUCUUCCUCUCUGUUCAAUGCUUCUACUCCUCUUCCUCUCUAUGUUCAAUGCUUCUACUCCUCUUCCUCUCUAUGUUCAAUGCUUCUCCUCCUCUUCCUCUCUAUGUUCAAUGCUUCUCCUCCUCUUCCUCUCUAUGUUCAAUGCUUCUCCUCCUCUUCCUCUCUAUGUUCAAUGCUUCUCCUCCUCUUCCUCUCUAUGUUCAAUGCUUCUCCUCCUCUUCCUCUCUAUGUUCAAUGCUUCUCCUCCUCUUCCUCUCUAUGUUCAAUGCUUCUCAUCCUCUUCCUCUCUAUGUUCAAUGCUUCUCCUCCUCCUCUCUGUUCAAUGCUUCUCCUCCUCCUCUAUGUUCAAUGCUUCUCCUCCUCUUCCUCUCUAUGUUCAAUGCUUCUCCUCCUCUCUCUAUGUUCAAUGCUUCUCCUCCUCUCUCUAUGUUCAAUGCUUCUCCUCCUCUCUGUAUGUUCAAUGCUUCUCCUCCUCCUCCUCUAUGUUCAAUGCUUCUCCUCCUCCUCCUCUAUGUUCAAUGCUUCUCCUCCUCCUCUCUAUGUUCAAUGCUUCUCCUCCUCCUCUCUAUGUUCAAUGCUUCUCCUCCUCCUCCUCUAUGUUCAAUGCUUCUCCUCCUCUUCCUCUCUAUGUUCAAUGCUUCUCAUCCUCCUCUAUGUUCAAUGCUUCUCCUCCUCUUCCUCUAUGUUCAAUGCUUCUCCUCUCUCUAUGUUCAAUGCUUCUCCUCCUCCUCUCUAUGGUCAAUGCUUCUCCUCCUCUUCCUCUCUAUGUUCAAUGCUUCUCCCCUUCCUCUCAAUGUUCAAUGCUUCUCCUCCUCUUCCUCAAUGUUCAAUGCUUCUCCUCCUCUUCCUCAAUGUUCAAUGCUUCUCCUCCUCUUCCUCAAUGUUCAAGGCUUCUCCUCCUCUUCCUCUCUAUGUUCAAGGCUUCUCCUCUUCCUCUCUAUGUUCAAGGCUUCUCUUCCUCUCUAUGUUCAAGGCUUCUCCUCCUCUUCCUCUAUGUUCAAUGCUUCUCCUCCUCUUCCUCUCUAUGUUCAAUGCUUCUCCUCCUCUUCCUCUCUAUGUUCAAUGCUUCUCCUCCUCUUCCUCUCUAUGUUCAAUGCUUCUCCUCCUCUUCCUCUCUAUGUUCAAUGCUUCUCCUCCUCUUCCUCUCUAUGUUCAAUGCUUCUCCUCCUCUUCCUCUCUAUGUUCAAUGCUUCUCCUCCUCUUCCUCUCUAUGUUCAAUGCUUCUCCUCCUCUUCCUCUCUAUGUUCAAUGCUUCUCCUCCUCUUCCUCUCUAUGUUCAAUGCUUCUCCUCCUCCUCCUCCUCCAUGUAGUCUAGAGCAGUGUUCUGUGUCCUGCAGCAGGCAGGGAAGACUAUCUUCCUUCCUCCUCCAUGGAAACACUGACAGCAACUGUGUUUUUAAAACCAACCCUUUUAUUUGCUGGAGACAUCACAUGACGUGGUGUAACUUUCUAAUGAAUGUUAGUCAUUUUCAUGGUGGAAGAGUUUUAUAUUUAUGCAGUUGUACAAUUUUUUUCCCGCAGGAAAAAGUGUAAUGUAUGGAUCCGAUACCAAAGUCGCUGGUCAAAAAGUUAGAGUAUCAGAAGCAAUGCAGUACCCUGUGUAAUAGGAGGUUUUGUUGGUGUAAAAGUGAUCAAUGUUGAACAUCCGGACACUCGUCAGGAGUCCAUCUGGGUAAGAUCGUAAAGACAAAUAAAUGGAGAAAUUAU
Messenger RNA from Oncorhynchus masou masou (cherry salmon), 3548 nucleotides. RefSeq names its product sodium/potassium-transporting ATPase subunit beta-233-like. NCBI's taxonomy places the organism in Eukaryota, Metazoa, Chordata, Actinopteri, Salmoniformes, Salmonidae. The transcript is spliced from 4 exons. Gene Ontology annotation, cellular component: sodium:potassium-exchanging ATPase complex. The annotation marks the transcript as partial. The record is from RefSeq and is a predicted model, not a curated record. Gene Ontology annotation, molecular function: ATPase activator activity. Gene Ontology annotation, biological process: intracellular sodium ion homeostasis; sodium ion export across plasma membrane; potassium ion import across plasma membrane.